CUUUCUCCGAAUUUGCUACCGAAGUGCUGCCAAAUUUUCUACAGUGUUUGUGUGAGUGAUUUGUGUGACGCAUUUUUGACUUCAAAACUUGUUCUGCUCUAUCGAAAUCAGGUAACUUAUGAACUUUUGUAAUUCGAGUUCUGGUAGUGAACUUUAUUCUCCUCUCACCCUUUCUGAUUUAGAUUUAAGCCCUCUUAAAGAGGUUAGGGUUAAGAGUGAAAGUGAUAUUGAGCGUAAGUUAAAGUUUUUUGAAGAUCCUAACUACAUCCCUCCCCCUACUCCGUGUAGCGAAAGUUACGAGACUGAAGAGAUGUCUUCUGAGGAUACAUUGAGCAUUGGGGGGAGCGAGGAGGUAAGGAUGUUGGAGUACAAUGAUGUGAGCAUUGAGGGUGAAUCGUCUGGGUCUAAGCGGACAGAGGGGGGGAGGGAUAAGUGUUAUGAUAGUGGGGCAGACAUUGUGUCUGAGGUAAAGGGGUAUGAAUCUGAACUCAGGGGUAGGGAUAGCCUGAGUUAUCUCGUAGAAAGCUACGAGAUAUCUUCUAGAGUGUUAAUCAGGCCUGCUAGAGUGAAAGAAAGGGCAUGCUCUGCACCCAAGGAUCACUGGAUGCCAGUGUAUGCCCAUUACUUGGCAGCAGGGCUUAGAUUUCCUUUACCUGAUUUGUUAGUGUGGUUGCUAUUAGAGUAUAGUGUAGGCUUAACCCAAUUAUCGCCCAAUGCAGUGAGGGUGAUAAUUGGGUUUGUAGUUUACUGCCGGGCUAGGGGGGUUAAGGUGCCCACAGUAAACAUGUUUAAGCACUUUUUUGUGUUUAAGGUUGGCAGUAGGAAGGAGAAGGGGUGGUACUACUUUACACCUUGGUCAUCCAACAAAGAGAGAAGAAACCUGUUUAGUGCAAGGCAUUCCUCCAUUAAGGGAUGGAAGGAAAAAUUUUUCUUUGUUGAUGACACCGAGUGGGAUAAGGGAGAUGCAGAGGUUGAGGCUCUAGCUACCUGGAAGGCUAAAAAGGCCAACUAGAAUAAGUAUAGUUUAAAUAG
This is a messenger RNA of Rubroshorea leprosula, 1032 nucleotides long. Lineage: Eukaryota; Viridiplantae; Streptophyta; Magnoliopsida; Malvales; Dipterocarpaceae. The record is from the annotation of a GenBank genome assembly.